AUGGCUGGUGGGCACCGACUCGGGCCCCCUUUUACAGCAUUCACCGGAAUACCUCCAACAGAUUCAUUGUACAACUAUAGUUCUCUCGGUGCGGAUGCUAUCGCACUGGGCGAGUCUCUAGAUACCAGCGAUGCGCUAUGCCAAAGCAGUGUAAACGAAUGGGGCUCAGCAAUGAACGUUCUUACGGGUACUGCUCAGCAAGUCAUGGAUGUCAUUACCACCCUCAACCUCAGUAUUUCCAUGCAAACAAGACGAGAGCUUGAGCUUGGAAUUGAACGUGCAAAGGAGUGCGUAACUACGUGGAGUAUCAUGGCUCUUCCUCGGUUGUUUUUGUACCCGAUGGAUCUAAACAGUACCGGAUUCGCCGAGAUCCCCGCCGUAGCCAUCAACAUCGCUCCUGAUAUAACCGAGUGCCGCCCUGACGUCCCCAUGGACUAUACGCUUCUCGGUUCAAAGAUGGCGUUGGACACCAACGGUCGGGACUUGUUGGCUGUCGUUCCUGAAGCUCUAAUUUUAUUUCCUUACAGCUUCAGUAGCACUAUGGCCCCCGUUUCGCGCAGCGUUCAAGCCUCCGAGACUAAAUAUGAAGUUACCUCGGUGCUCGAACCUUUACUGCAUGCAUACUACGGAGGCUGUCGGGUGCACGAGGUGAACUCAUCUGGCGUGUUCAUCGAAAGCACCUGUGAGAUCUCCGAGCACUGGGCCAGCUACGAACUCAUGGUGCAAUCUCCAGACGACAUGCCACUGUGCAGUACGAGCGAUGUUUGUAUUCACAAUUACUACAACUCACAAUGGAAAUGGGUUAGCGAAACCUCGACUGCAAAGCCGAAUCGCGUCGCCAUGUACAUGAACACCUUCAGAAGUCGAUAUGCCGACAAAGUGGGCAUCAGUGUGCUACCAGGGAUAGUUGUCAUGCAGAUCUUCGUCAUGGGAAUGGUCAGUCUUUACGAAGUGAUGUCACACAAGCGAUCCGUUUUGCUGACUCAAAUCUGGGCGUAUCGAUGUCAGAACGGCAAAACGCAAGUGGUUUAUCUGGCCGAAGUGGCGUAUCACCUCCAUUACAACUCGGAUUUGUAUCUACUCGGGUUCUCCACUGGUACGCUGACAACUGAGUCGCUCGCGAAUCUCACGUGCUGCUUCUAUGCCUUCUCGUAUUCGUUCAUCAAUCUGGCAAAGGCGCGGUCAGGAGACCAACAACUGGAUCAACACUUCCAACUUACGUGGGAGGCCACUCAAGUUGUCAUCACUGCGUGUGUGGUGACAACGCUGCGAGUGGUGCAACGCAACCCGUUGGAGUCGAUCCUUUCGACAAAUGCAGAAAUUUUACGCAAGACUUCGGCGCUUGGUGCUAAAUACUGUGGUCUCAACGAUGCUUUUAUUAUGUUCACGAUCAACGCACCGACAAUGAUUACCCUUUUGUCUACACUACUUGGUCUCUUGGCAGUAACUACGUCGAUGUUAGUGAAGAAAACCAGUCCGAAGGUGAAGCGAGCGGUGUUGUUGUCUCGGGGCUCACAGGGAAGUUUCAGAGGGAUCAGUCCAUACCCAGUUCCGGUUCGAACUUGUCCAAAAUACAGUCGCCUCACUUCCUUUGAGGAGAACUGUCUGGGCUCACCGUUCCGAAAACACUUUCACGAUUGCGGUGAUUUCGCGUACGAAACGUACAACGGAAAACGAUGUACCACGGUGGAAGCGCUGUUGCUGACAGGGUAUCUCUACUAUGGAGAACAUAUUUACCAAGCCACUUCGGUGUUGCUGCUCAUCGUAGCACGUUUGCUGCCACGGAAGCUUCUCCGCACGUUUAAUGUGCUCAUUUUACGAUGGCAUUUGAAUCCGACAACAGGAGUAUUAACGCACGCCUUGUCCUGUACGUGGUAUGCAGCGAGUAAGGAGAACCACGCGCUAAACGGGAUGACUCCGGUAGCUUAA
Messenger RNA from Phytophthora infestans T30-4, 1929 nucleotides. RefSeq lists its product as uncharacterized. The transcript has 3 exons. The record is from RefSeq and is a predicted model, not a curated record. Lineage: Eukaryota; Oomycota; Peronosporomycetes; Peronosporales; Peronosporaceae. Bases 1 to 1929 code for a protein of 642 amino acids.